This is a messenger RNA of Papilio xuthus (Asian swallowtail), 802 nucleotides long. RefSeq lists its product as uncharacterized. The record is from RefSeq and is a predicted model, not a curated record. The transcript has 11 exons. Lineage: Eukaryota; Metazoa; Arthropoda; Insecta; Lepidoptera; Papilionidae. Bases 75 to 686 code for a protein of 203 amino acids.
AACGAUCGCAACAUGUCGUGAUUCUUACAGACUUUGAUAUAUUUCAUUUGGACAUUCUUCAAGCUAUACCGAUCAUGGGAGAUGACUCCGACACUGAUAUCAAACAAGAGAUAGUUGAUACAAUCGCGUAUGACCCAAAAGACAAUGGUUUGAAGGAGCCACGUUCUUGCAGUUUUAAUUUAAUUUCCAAAGAGUGCAAUGAGCAGAACGAAUAUCCAAAAUUUAGACGAGGUUUAAAAAUUGCAGAAAAGUUAAGAAAAAAACGUUUAUUGGUUGUAAACAAUCAUCGGCGGAACUUUACGGGCAGCGGCAACUCGAGCGAUAUCAGAGCGUCGUUAAACGAACAGGUACAAGAAUUAUUAAAACUUAGAAAGGAGUAUCUAAAACAGCCUAAUAUAUACAAUAAUCAAACAAGAAGAUUAGAGAGCCUCGGUGAAUAUUUCGACAAUAUUAUGAAUAUCAAGAAAAAGCAAAACGCAAAUCAUACGACGACCAACAUUUUAAAUCAAUCAGAAGAUGAAACAAAAGAGAGCGGCUCUGAAGACUUAAAGAAACAACUGGACUCCAACCAGCCGGAAAUAGAGGUUGAAGUUGAAAUUAAUGAGGGAAAUGAUGAAGCGAAUUCGACAUUAAACGGAAGAAGAAUUCUCGGUAUACCUACAAUACCUACGAUAAAACCAAAAUAAGAAAAAAAUAUUUUCACUAGAUUUUUUUUUCUUUUUUUUGUUUUAACGUUAAUCGUCCAACAAGCAAACGCAUAUUAUUAUAGUGAUUUACACUUUAAUAUUAUAAUAUAUAUAUA